Messenger RNA from Austrofundulus limnaeus, 2796 nucleotides. It is a transcript of the gene zdhhc14, whose product is annotated as zinc finger DHHC-type palmitoyltransferase 14. The record is from RefSeq and is a predicted model, not a curated record. Gene Ontology annotation, cellular component: Golgi apparatus; endoplasmic reticulum. Lineage: Eukaryota; Metazoa; Chordata; Actinopteri; Cyprinodontiformes; Rivulidae. The transcript has 10 exons. Bases 370 to 1863 code for a protein of 497 amino acids. Gene Ontology annotation, molecular function: protein-cysteine S-palmitoyltransferase activity. Gene Ontology annotation, biological process: protein targeting to membrane; peptidyl-L-cysteine S-palmitoylation.
AUUUCACAACAAUGUGUUCUUAUCAAAGAUCGUCUAUUAUUCUGUUAAAAGCAGGAUGAGGUUUCACUCCGUUUCUGAGUGUGUUUGGGUUUUUUUUCCUCGCGAAGUGAUGCAUCUCGAUAGUAGAGGAUCUGUGCAGGCUCCAGCAGCUCUGCGGAGAAUGUAGAUGCUCUUCACCACCUCCUCUUCAUCAUCCUCUUCAUUUUUCCCUCCUCACUGAAGCCGAUUAUCUGAACCUCAGGAGCCGCUCCCGAAUCACGCUCACAGCUCAGGUCCAGAACCCGACCCGUUAGCCCGGGAAGUCUUCAAACGUGAUCAGAAGAGCGAUGAUUGGGUCCCGGACUGAGGGGUUUCCAGCGCGUACUCAUCAUGUCUGAGAUCCAGCAGACGGCUCCGUACGAACCGCGUCGGUACAGCCUGAUCUGCACCUCUCCGCCCACCGCCGGCACCGAGCCGUGCCCCGGCCCGGCCCACCGCAGCCGAACCCCCCGCAGGAAGUGGCAGGUGUUCCCGGGGAGGAACCGGUUCUACUGCGAUGGUAGGAUCAUGAUGGCGAGGCAGACCGGUGUGUUCUAUCUGACCCUGGUCCUGAUCCUGCUCACCUGCGGCCUCUUCUUCACCUUCGACUGUCCCUUCCUGGCGUCCCACCUGACUCCGGCCAUCCCGGUGGUCGGCGCCGUGCUCUUCGUCUUCGUCAUGGGGAUGCUGUUCAGGGCGAGCUUCAGCGACCCCGGCGUCCUGCCGCGGGCCACACCGGACGAGGCCGCCGACCUGGAGAGGCAGAUUGACUCGGGCUGUUCGAAGCCCCCCCCUCGCAUCAGAGAGGUUCUGAUCAACGGACAGACGGUGAAACUGAAAUACUGCUUCACCUGUAAGAUCUUCAGACCGCCGCGAGCCUCGCACUGCAGCCUCUGUGACAACUGUGUGGAGCGGUUCGACCAUCACUGCCCCUGGGUGGGAAACUGCGUUGGACGGAGGAACUACCGCUUCUUUUACCUCUUCAUCCUCUCCCUGUCCUUCCUCACCAUCUUCAUCUUUGCCUUCGUCAUCACACACGUCAUCCUCAGAUCAAACCGAGCUGGUUUCCUGAGCGCGCUGAAAGACAGUCCUGCCAGCGUUCUGGAGGUGGUGGUUUGUUUCUUCUCGGUCUGGUCCAUCGCUGGUCUGUCAGGGUUCCACACCUACCUGAUCAGCUCCAACCAGACCACCAACGAGGACAUCAAAGGAACCUGGUCCACCAAGCGGGGCAAGGAGAACUACAACCCCUACAGCUACGGGAACAUCUUGACCAACUGCUGCGCCGCGCUGUGUGGACCCCUACCCCCCAGUUUGAUUGACAGGAGGGGUCUGAUCCGAGCCGACACCCCACAGCUGGUCCCCCAGUCCAACGAGACCGGAUCCAGUCUCUACACCUCGACUCAGCUCCACAGUCACAUGUGCGAUCAGGAUCAGUGCAUCCAGAGCACUAAGUUGGUCCUGCAGGCCGCGGCCACACCGCUGCUGCACAGCGACCCGGUGGUCCUGGCCCCGCUGCCAGGUAAGACUACCACACCUGGGGGUCCCUGCCCAUACCUGGCCCCCGCGCAGCCGUCCCUGCCGUCCUGCGCCGGAGACGUCCUGACCCUGAGGGACGCCGCCGUGGACUCCCACUGCCACCAUCACCUCCACCUGCACCACCACCACCACCAUCAUCUUCAUCACUUCGUCAGCCCGGAGGAGACGCCCUGCGGCACGCCGCAGGGUGCCCUGCCGUGCCCCGCCCACCUGCACCUGCAGACCCCGCCCCUCCUGUACGACCCCGUCACUCAGGACGCCCUGCACGAGGACUCUGUCCGAGGUCUGGUGAAGCUCAGCUCCGUCUGAACGGCGAAGGAUCAGGAUCAGAUCUGGACUGAAAAAUGUCCUCCUGUCGGCUCAACGACACCAUGUCCCCUGAGUGUCCCCUGAGUGUCCUCUGAGUGUCCUCUGAGUGUCCUCUGAGUGUCCUCUGAAUGUCCUCUGAGUGUCCUCUGAGUGUCCUCAGACACCACAGAGACAAAAACUUUGAGUUUAAGUUGUAAACCUGGACUGUAAAUGUGUCUGUGGAAAGAUGUCAAACACAAUAAACACAACAGGACUUUCACUCCCUGCGGGCCCACCUCCUGCAGGAGGGACCACAUGGGUCGGGUCCAUGGCACCGUGGCUGGAGGCGGGGACUGUGGCACUCAGACCCUGGUUUUUGGGACACAAAGUGUCUCCUCUCUCUGUACAAACAGGACCAGAGGGGUUGAUUUUACUAACAGGAAGUUGUUCUUCAGGACUCUUUAUCCAGAGGAACCAGCUGAGGACGUCCUCCUUCUGAGGAUGUGGGCGGAGUUCUGAGGAGGAGACCUCAGGGCAGACCCCCAGUUCUGGCAACACAGAGUCCUCCCAGAGGAGCGAGAUGAUCCGUCCUCGUCUUGUUCCUAACCUUCAACCCAAACUCUAAACAGCUGCCAGAAUCAAACCCACAACCAGCUGCUGCUCUGAAUGUCUGAACCUUCAGAGAACUUUACUGAACUAAUGUUUCCUUCUCACUGCCUGGAGAUCAAAGGAUCUUCUGUUUACACUUUCACCGUUUCUGUGCCUGACAGCUCUGACUGGUCUGAAACAUUUCCUCACGUUUCUUCACGAUUCAUGACAUCAGAACCAAAGCUGGACCCUCCUCGUGUUCCUCAGUGAUGAAGAUAAACUGCUGAUUGAAUCCAGAACCAACGUUUUGUCUUCAGCUGCACAAAAACCAACCCCUGACCUGAUUGACACUGCCACGCCUCCAGC